AUGGAUGUAAAAAAAACGAUAAUAAAAUGCUCGAGCACACGAGAAUUUACAAACGUGGAGAAUUCCAAAAAAACUGAAGAACCUUUAAAAAGUGGUAAGGAUGAUUUUAGUGUUAAUUUAUAUGAUAACGAAAUAAAAUAUAGUGAUGAUAUGCAGACAAUAAUUAAGAAAGUAAUAAAUGAAAAGAAUAUACAUUUUUAUAAAAAGUAUUCUUCUUAUUUAUUAUAUUUAAGUAAUGAAAAUCAAAUGAAUGAUAGUGAAGGUGAUGAUAGUUAUACAAAUGAUGAAAAUACAAAAGUAUUUUUUAAAAUCCAAUUAAAUCCACAGAAUAUGAGUAUAAUAUAUAAUAUAGUAGAUAAAAAAACAAUUGAAAAAAUAUUAUCUUUAUGUGCAAAUAAAUAUAAAAGAAGUAAAACAUCUAUUGGAUAUUCAAAUGAUAAACAAGAAAAUUAUAAAUUGACAAAUUCAAUCAAUCGUACUAGUUCAACUGUAUUUUUAUAUACAUUAAGAAGUAGAUCAGUAAUUGAAGAUAAUCAAAUUGAUGCAGAGAGUUCUAUAGUAUAUACAAAAGAUGAAAAUAUAAUAGAAUUAGAAAAUACAAUUUGUAAUUUGGUUAAGAUACCAUUAUGUUAUUUAGAACCUCUAGCCAUUGUGAAAUAUGAAAAAAAUAAUUAUUUUAAUUUACAUCAUGAUGGAUCUUUUAGAAGAGCUACACUUUUAAUAUAUUUAAAUGAUGUUGAUAAAGAUGGAGAAACUAUAUUCCCUUGUCAUAAUUUAUCUAUUAAACCCAUACAAGGUUCAGGUGUUUUCUGGUAUAAUAAUAUAUCUGUAGAUGAUGAAUAUGCAAUUACAUAUUGUAUUAAUAAAAUAAAUCAAAUAACAUAUGAAGAACAAAAUAAUAAAUAUAAUCAUAUUUUAGAUGAAAAUAAUAAUUCUUCGGUAUUUCUAACUGAUAGUGCAAAAGUAUAUUAUCCAUCAGCUUAUACAAAUGAAAAUCAAACACCCACAACAUCAUUUCAUAAUCCAUUUCAAGAUGGGUUCUUCUUAAAAAAUAAUACAACAACAAACAAGAAAUGUAUAAAUACAAAUGAAAAUUUUAAUGAUAACUCAAAUCCAAAUCAUGUUCUUAAAAAGAAAAAAGAUCUAGUUAAUUUUCUAAACGAUAAAAAUAAUUUACAAAAAUAUUCAAUUGAUCUAGUUUAUGAUGAACUAGGAAAUACAUAUAUAGCCGAUAUGACAAUGGUGCAUCAAGGAAAUAGGGUAACUGAACAGUAUAAAUAUGUUAUUAAUUGUUUUUUUAACGUAAAUAUUGUUAGAAAUAUAUAA
Messenger RNA from Plasmodium adleri (nom. inval.), 1326 nucleotides. Its product is annotated as prolyl 4-hydroxylase subunit alpha, putative. Bases 1 to 1326 code for a protein of 441 amino acids. The transcript has a single exon. Gene Ontology annotation, cellular component: endoplasmic reticulum. Gene Ontology annotation, molecular function: L-ascorbic acid binding; iron ion binding; procollagen-proline 4-dioxygenase activity. Gene Ontology annotation, biological process: peptidyl-proline hydroxylation to 4-hydroxy-L-proline. The record is from RefSeq and is a predicted model, not a curated record. NCBI's taxonomy places the organism in Eukaryota, Apicomplexa, Aconoidasida, Haemosporida, Plasmodiidae.